Hyaena hyaena (striped hyena) is the source of this 2897-nucleotide messenger RNA. RefSeq names its product carcinoembryonic antigen-related cell adhesion molecule 1-like. The transcript has 9 exons. Gene Ontology annotation, biological process: signal transduction; regulation of immune system process. NCBI's taxonomy places the organism in Eukaryota, Metazoa, Chordata, Mammalia, Carnivora, Hyaenidae. Bases 1 to 1464 code for a protein of 487 amino acids. The record is from RefSeq and is a predicted model, not a curated record. Gene Ontology annotation, cellular component: cell surface; plasma membrane. Gene Ontology annotation, molecular function: protein tyrosine kinase binding.
AUGGUAGUUGUGCUGCUGACCUUGACCAUCUCACUCUUAGCCUUCUGGAACCCUCCCACCACCGCCCAAGUCACUACUGAAUCGGUGCCGCCCAAUGUUGCCGAAGGGAAGGAUGUUCUUCUGCGUGUCCACAAUCUGCCUGGGAAUCUUCUAGGCUUUGGCUGGUUCAGAGGGGAAACUAUAGACCCCAGUAGAGAAAUUGUAUCAUAUGCAGUAGACCAACAAGCAUUUUCCCCAGGAGCUGCGCACAGCGGCAGAGAGACAUUAUAUCACAAUGGAUCCCUGCUGCUCCAGAACAUCACCCUGGAGGACUCUGGAUACUACACCCUACAGUACAUACACAGAAAUGUCCAAAUUGAAAAAGUAACUGGACAGCUCCGUGUAUUCCCGGAAUUACCCAAACCCAACAUCACAAGCAACAAGUCGGACCCUGUGGAGAAUGUGGAUUCUGUAGUAUUAACGUGUGAACCUAAGGCUGAGAACACAAGCUACUUGUGGUCAGUAAACAGUGAGAGCCUCCCGGACAGCACCAGGCUGGAACUGUCCCUGGACAACAGGACCCUCACUGUACAUGGUGUCACAAGGAAUGACACAGGACCCUAUGUGUGUGAAACUCGGAACCCAGUCAGUGACAAUCGUAGUGACCCGUUCACCCUGAAUGUUCUCUAUGGUCCGGAUGCCCCCACCAUUUCCCCCUCAGACUCCUAUUACCGUCCAGGGGCAAAUCUCAGUCUCACCUGCCACUCAGCCUCUAACCCGCCUGCACAGUAUUCUUGGCUUAUCAAUGGGAAGCCCCAGCCAUCCACACAGGAGCUCUUUAUCCCCAACAUCACUGUGAAUCAUAGUGGAUCCUAUACCUGCCUCGUCUAUAACCCUGGCACUCACCUCAAUAGGACCACAGUCAAGACUAUCACAGUGUCUGAGUCAGUGACCCAGCCCUCUCUCAACAUCAGCAACACCACAGUCACAGAACAUAAGGAUUCUGUGGUCCUGACCUGUUCCACAAAUGACAAGGGGGUCUCCAUCCAGUGGUUCUUCAAUGGCCAGAGUCUCAAUCUCAUGGAGAGGAUGAAGCUGUCUCAGGACAACAGCACCCUCACUAUAGACCCUGUCAGGAGGGAAGAUGCCGGUACUUAUGAGUGUGAGGUCUCCAACCCAGUCAGUUCCAACAAAAGUGACUCCGUCAGGCUGUAUGUGGAAUAUGAUUCCACACAACAAAGCUCUGGCCUCUCCGCUGGGGCUAUUGCCGGCAUCGUGAUCGGAGUUGUGGCCGGGGUUGCUCUGAUAGCAGCCCUGCUGUACUUUCUGUUUUUCAGAAAGUCUGGCGGGACAAGUGACCUGCGUGAUCUCACAGAGCACAAACCCUCAGCCUCCAACCACAGUCAGGACCACUCUGACAAUGUGCAUAACAAGGCCACAGUCAUUCCUUCCCACCCCAACCUGUCCUAUUGGAGUCUAACUUGAAUUUGCCAUAAACUUGUGAAUUAUGUCCUGAUCCACUGAAAUUGCAUGUGCCAGAAAAGAAGAGAGAGAAGAAGUAAAAGCUUCUAUCUCCCCAAAGCCCGGUGUGAACCCACUAUAUACAGGAAACAAAUAUAUAGCCAAUGUUGAACUGGGAAAUUCUCCACCUUUGUCUACUGUCAGAGUUGUCUACCAGGGCCUAAACACUGUGUUGCUUAACUAGAAUGCUACAUAAGCCAUUUGGCAAGCCUGUUUUUAGAGAACCCACUGGAAGCAAUUAGGAAAAUUAUUCGCCAAGGUCCACAGGCGAUUCCUAAUGAAAAUGCCCCCAAAAUGGACAUAUGUUUCAUAACUUAAUGGGCUUUAUUCAAGGAAAUAUUCACAGAAGGAGGGCUUACAGCUCAAGGAAUAUUCCGCUCUUAACAGAGACAAUCAGCUGGGAAUUUGGGAAAAGAGUCAGAGGAGCUACCCUUCAGAGAUUAUUUAAAUAAUUGUUAAAGAAUGCACAAUGUGGCAUAUUGGGUUUUUCCCCUUUUCUCUGAGACAUUCUGCCAUUUGAGUGAGUUUUUGCAUCUGCUUUGCAUCUGGGAAAGCGGCUAUUUUUACUUACCUUAUCUAAGCCAAUCUGACCGUCUUAGGGGAAAGAAGCCGCCAAAACACCAGCAAGUCCCCUUGGUCAGGAGUUCCUCAAGGCAUUUAUGUCUGGGGCUCCAAAUGGAAAAGCAGCAGCAGCAGUUUGCCUCUUUUGUGGCUAGAAAUGAGUCUAAUUCAGUUUCCCAGCAUCUCAGGCCAGACUUCAACCACCAUUCUAUUCCACGGGGGUCUCUGCUGUGUGUGGUGUCUGCCCUACUCACUUCCUCAAGAGACCCGGCCUCUGCUAAGGUGCGUUUGGCCCUUGACGAGUGGGGAUGCCCUGAAAGGAACACACUCAAGCCCCUGUUGGCAUUGUUUACACCCUGGAAAGCUGCACUUGUGCUGAUGCUCAGACCGGGGCUGUGAGAGGUUAGGACAGGGGAGGGUGAUAUCUGAGCCCGAGGCUUCUUGAAAAGCCUCUGAAAUGUUUUCUCCUAUGGGUCCUGCGAGUCUGAGUCCCAGCGUGCAGAACAGAAAAGAAGAGCAGGAGAAGCAAUGCACUUCCCACCCAGCCUCCCUCUAAGCAGAUGGGAGUCUCUUUGGGGCUGUUGGGAAAAGGCUUUUAUUUUGUAUUGAUUACUUGAUGUCAUGCUGUGUCUAAGAAGCCCCUCAAAGAGGGCUAGUUGGGAAUUCUCUGUACUCAGGUACCUCUUUCAAGGGUUUUCUAACCCUCACGUAGUCUGUAUAUACUUCCCCUCAUCUAUGCUACUCUGUUAUUUAAUUUUGCCUGGCUAGGGCCACUUCUGAAUUAUUUGUAAAAUUUGCUCUAUAUUUAUAAUAAAAUCAUAAAUUAGACACAAACA